AUGGCUUCAACGGAGGUUUCCAAGGUUCCAAACAAGGUAUAUGGCACCUUGAACAAGCUGCCUGCUAUUUCAGAAGGCGCCCGUGUCGAGAAACGCCCCUUAACCAGGCGCCAGCCUCCAGCAUCAUCCAAAUCUCGCAUCAUCUACGUGUCGUCAAAGACACCAUUCAUGGCUGUGGUCAAACGCGCCCGUAAACAACUUGACGCCUCACUCAAGACCACUGGCGCAGCACCAAAGCACGCGUCCUUACAUUCGCGUGUCGAGGCGCUGCAGCGAACUAGCGGUGGAGAUGCGGAUAGUGCUGUCGUGACACUCACUGGAACGGGCAAAGCCAUUGAGAAGACCCUCGCCGUCGCGAGUUGGUUUGAGCAGGAGGGAGACUGCGAGGUGGAGAUCACGACAGGAACCGUCGGCACCGUGGAUGAUGUGGUGGCCGGUGGAGACGAGGAGGAUCAGAGUCGCCUGAGGAAGCUUAGUUGUCUGGAAGUUCGGAUUAAGCUCAAGUGA
This is a messenger RNA of Fusarium redolens, 507 nucleotides long. Its product is annotated as Rpp20 subunit of nuclear RNase MRP and P-domain-containing protein. Lineage: Eukaryota; Fungi; Ascomycota; Sordariomycetes; Hypocreales; Nectriaceae. Gene Ontology annotation, biological process: rRNA processing; nuclear-transcribed mRNA catabolic process, RNase MRP-dependent; intronic box C/D snoRNA processing. The record is from RefSeq and is a predicted model, not a curated record. The coding region runs from base 1 to 507 and encodes 168 amino acids. Gene Ontology annotation, molecular function: RNA binding. Gene Ontology annotation, cellular component: ribonuclease MRP complex; nucleolar ribonuclease P complex. The transcript has 2 exons.